UUUGUCAACCCACUGUUGAAUCAUUAAGUGUCUUUUUAUUUUUAGCAAAUUCUGAUGCUUUUUACAAGUAGCAUCCAUUUCGGAAGUUCAAGGCUCUUGCUUUUCUGCAAUACCCUUUGGCACUAUUCACCAUGUCCCUGACGCCUAGAUGGAGCAGAAAGAAACCCCAUUUCCCUUUGCUCGCGGUUCUUCUCUUAGUUUUCAUAACUUGUUCGAUCCUCUACAAUGAAUUCAACAUUCAACAAAUCCAUGAAAGCCCGGAUCAUGGUUCUGCUCGCAGCACUCAAGGAAUUUCAUUUACUUAUGUGAAACCAAAUCUUCCCAAAGGAGCUUCAGAGGUUUUGGAUAGAUUCAGCAGUUGCAACUCGACUAAGAGCUACAGUGGGAAGAAAAUCCGGUGGGUGAAUCCGGAUGCAGAGUCGGUUCGGCGGCGGAGUACAAGGCAAGAGAGUUGUGACGUGUUCUCCGGCAAAUGGGUGUUCGAUAACCAAUCGUAUCCGCUUUACGAAGAGUCCAGCUGCCCGUAUAUGUCGGACCAGUUGGCAUGCCAUAAGCAUGGAAGGUCAGAUCUCCAGUAUCAGCAUUGGAGAUGGCAGCCUCAUAACUGCAAUUUGAAGAGGUGGAAUUUGAUCGGAAUGUGGGAGAAGUUGAGAGGGAAAAGGCUAAUGUUUGUCGGGGAUUCACUGAACCGAGGUCAAUGGAUAUCAAUGGUGUGCUUGUUACAGUCGGUGAUCCCGGCAAAUAAGAAAACUAUGACUCCAAAUGCUCAGCUUACCAUUUUCAGAGCGGAGGAAUACAAUGCUACGGUGGAAUUUUUCUGGGCUCCACUUAUGGUUGAAUCUAAUUCUGAUGACCCAGUUAAUCACAGAUUGGCUGAACGGAUCAUCCGUCCGGAUUCAGUACUUAAGCAUUCAUCGCAGUGGGAGCAUGCGGAUAUACUAAUUUUCAACUCGUAUUUGUGGUGGAGACAAGGCCCGGUGAAAUUGUUGUGGUGUUCUGAGAAAAACAGAGCCUGUGAGGAGCUCGAUGGUCUAGAAGCCAUGGAGUUGGCCAUGAGCACUUGGGCAGACUGGGUCGCAUCGAGAGUCAUUCCGCUGAAGAAACGUGUCUUUUUUGUUACAAUGUCACCAACCCAUUUCUGGAGUCAAGAGUGGGAACCUGGAAGCGAAGGAAAUUGCUAUAACCAAAUGAGGCCCAUCACUACAGAGGGAUAUUGGGGAAGUGGUUCCGACUUGCCGACCAUGCGCAUGGUGGAUAAAGUGCUUUCCCAUUUGGGUUCGAAGGUAUCUGUUAUCAAUAUUACUCAGCUCUCGGAAUAUCGAAAAGACGGUCACCCUUCUAUUUAUAGAAAAUUUUGGGAGACACUGAGCCCCCAGCAAUUGGCUAACCCUGCAAGCUACUCUGAUUGCAUACAUUGGUGCUUACCGGGUGUGCCUGAUGUGUGGAAUGAAUUGAUAUUCCACUUUUUGUAAAAGUUAGUGAACAAUUGAAAUUCUUUCGAGUGUCUUUACAUAUAGCAAUGAGAGAAAAAAAGGGUUUAAUUGUGAAUUCCUUGCCAUUUGGAACUGGAAUGAGAAUGACAACCCUUUGGGACUUGGAUAGUUGAGUGAAAUGAUUGCUUAUCAUGAGCUAUCAUGAGAACUAAAUUCUGUGUAAAAUUUGAGGACCAUAAACUAU
Hibiscus syriacus is the source of this 1677-nucleotide messenger RNA. RefSeq names its product protein trichome birefringence-like 35. Lineage: Eukaryota; Viridiplantae; Streptophyta; Magnoliopsida; Malvales; Malvaceae. The transcript has 6 exons. Gene Ontology annotation, cellular component: Golgi apparatus. Gene Ontology annotation, molecular function: O-acetyltransferase activity. The record is from RefSeq and is a predicted model, not a curated record. The coding region runs from base 132 to 1472 and encodes 446 amino acids.